Seriola aureovittata is the source of this 1007-nucleotide messenger RNA. It is a transcript of the gene lyrm5a, whose product is annotated as LYR motif containing 5a. Gene Ontology annotation, cellular component: mitochondrion. The coding region runs from base 159 to 416 and encodes 85 amino acids. The transcript is spliced from 3 exons. The record is from RefSeq and is a predicted model, not a curated record. Gene Ontology annotation, biological process: respiratory electron transport chain. Lineage: Eukaryota; Metazoa; Chordata; Actinopteri; Carangiformes; Carangidae.
ACGACAUAAGACGAAACGACAUACGACUGAGUGUACAACUGCAAUGUACACUGUAGGUAAAGGAAGGACAAAGUGAAAAGGAGACGUUUUCAGUACAGCUUGAGGAAUCCGACCCAGCUAAAUAACGCGUGAACGUGAAAGGACACCUCGUUCCUGACAUGGCCAACCCUUUAAAGGGUGAGGUUAUCAAACUUUACAAAACGCUGCUGUAUCUUGGCCGAGAGUACCCCCAGGGAUCAGCGUAUUUCAGAGAUCGCCUGAAGUCAGCCUUCAUGAAGAACAAAGACGUGACAGACCCCGAGAAGGUCAAGAAGCUGGUGGCCCGAGGCGAGUUUGUCAUCAAGGAACUGGAGGCCCUCUAUUUCCUCAGGAAAUAUCGAGCCAUGAAGCAGAGGUAUUAUGAACCAGAAAAGUAAUUACACACAGACACAGAUUCAGAUUAUCUUUCUGAAAUUAAAACGGGCAGCGUGAACAUUGAGUCAAAGUGUCAAUAAUAUUUACUACACAUUACUCUGCUGAAAUGACAAACCCCCGACGGUUGCCCUUACAUAAAUAAAAUAUGCUUGCCUCAUAAGGGAAAUGGAAGAUCCAUCUGCAAUAAGUGCCAGAAAGUGAUAAUAAUGUGGCUGUUACAGAAUGUGCUUUGUGUUUUUUAGACACAAGUCGCAUCUUAAUGUCAGUGUUUUUAAUCUCAAAUAUUGUAUGUAUGUUGAUAUCACAGGUUUUCUUCCAGAAAAGUUAUUAGGCAUUUCAUUGGUGUUUGGAUCAUGACCAUUGCCAAGAAGUUACAGCUAAUAAUAAAGAAGCAGACUUAUACCUGAUCUGUAAUAACCUGUAGAAGCAGAGGAACUGACUGAACCACAUUGUGAAAUGUAUUUUGUAUUACAGUGUACAUGUACAGUAUAUAUUUGUAAAUACAUGGUUAAAUUUCUUGAAGAACGAAUGUACAUGACCAUGUAUCUAUGCACUAUUAAAUAGAAAUCAAAACAAAAUUUUGCAAAACUGUA